GACUAUAGACCGUAAGCCAUUCAGACAACAAAGUGUCCCGGGAGGGGAGAGGAGUGGGGAAGAUAUUCUUCCUUUGACAAAAUAGCUACUGUAUACUUUAAGAUCUGAUGAAAGGGGACAAGCAUGAAGUAGCAUUUUAGAAGGCACUGGUUGUGUUAUCAUACAACAGUGAUAAACAGUGGUUUCAACAUGGAUUCAGAGGAGGUCAUGGUGGAAAUGAAAGAAACUGGAAAGUCGCCAGAUUCUCAACCAGGCCAAGCAGUCCCUCUUUCUGUAGUCUCAGGGUUGCGAAUAAUCCUGAUCGGAGAGCGAGAGGCAGGGAAAAGUGCUGUGGGCAACGCCAUCCUGGGCAGUGAGGUGUUUGACACGGUGGGGGUGAGAACAAGGGAGGCGGUAAAGCGGCAAAGAGAGGUGGCUGAGAGGCAGGUGACGGUGGUGGACACGCCUGGUUGGGAGUGGUUCCCCUCCAGGGGCUCCUCUCUGGGGGUCCGGAGGGAGAUCGUCCGGGGCGUGUCGCUGUGCCAGCCUGGCCCCCACGCCGUGCUCCUGGUGGUGCCCCUCUCCUUCUCCUUUACCAAACGGGAGCGGCAGGCGGCCGAGGAGCAUGUGGAGCUGUUGGGGGAGCGGGCUUGGGGGCAUACCGUGGUGCUGUUCACGGUGAAGGGUGGGCGGCUGAAGGAUGCCACCUUAGAGGAGGAGGUGGAGGAGAGCGAGGAGCUCCAGGGCCUGGUGGAGCGAUGUGGGGGCCGCUAUCAUGCCCUGUAUGGCAGGUCCAGGAAGGGCCACGAUGCCGUGGCGGAGCUACUGGAGAAGCUGGACAACAUGGUGGCCAAGAACAGAGGGGAGUUGCUCUCCAGCGAGGAGGUACUGGAGGAGGCCAGGGAGAAGGAGGAGGAGGAGGAGAGGAGGCACCAGGAGGAGGACAGGGAGAGAGAGGAGGAUCUGAGGAGGGCCAAGGAGGCUUUGAGAGAGCUGGAGAUGGAGGAGGAGAAAGAGGAUGUGCAAGGGGAGGGAGGGAAGGCCACAGAGGAGUCCACGAGACAGCAGAGAGGGAGGAGGAGGUACACCGAUGAAAAAUUAGACACAGGUGUGGAAAGCAGCUCAGCCGAUCCUACAUCAGCCCCACCACACCUCACCUGGUCUGACCUCAGGGCCAUUAGAGAUCAGAGAUGUAAGACACAAUAAAAUAGGGGAGAAGACACAGAAAGACGAAGAACUUGCUGACUUCCUGAUGGUCUAUAACAUUAUACUGACUACAGUCCAAAAGAUAUUCAUAUCUUGGAUAUGGACUGCCAAUAUACACUGAGUAUACAAAAUAAUGACUAUCUUUCCAUGACAGACUGACCAGGUGAAUCCAGGUGAAAGCUAUAUUCCCUUAUUGAUGUCACUUGUUAAAUCAACUUCAGUCAGUGUAUAUGAAGGGGAGGAGGUUAAAUAAUGAUUUUUAAGCCUUGGACUGUAUAUGUGUGUCAUUCAGAUGAUGAAUGGGCAAGACAAAAUAUUGAAGUGCCUUUGAACGAGUUAUGGGAGUAGGUGCCAGGCCCACUGGUUCAUGACAAGAACUGAAACUCUUCUGUGUUUUUUGUGCUCAGCAGUUUCCUGUUUGUAUCAAGAAUGGUCCACCAACCAAGGAAGGGGGGGGGGGGGUCCUAAUGUUUGGUAUACUCAGUGUAAUUGUCCAUGGACAAAUAUCAUCAGUUUUGAGAGUCUUAAGGUAUCUCUGAACUGGACUGAAAUGUGUCAUCACAUGUUCGUUAACUAUUUGAUAUAACUCAUCUUCAUGCAUACAACACUGUGUGAAGGAUUUCCCAUCAAUCUGCAUGUUCAAAUCAAAUCAAAUUUUAUUGGUCACAUACACGUGUUUGGCAGAUGUUAUUGCGGGUGUAGCAAAAUGCUUGUGCUUCUAGUUCUGACAGUGCAACAAUAUCUAACAUGUAAUAUCAAUAUAACAAUUUCACAACAAAUACCUAAUACACAUACAUCUAAGAACAAUGAAUGGAAUUAAGAAUAUAUAAAUAUAUGGACGAGCAAUGUCAGAGCGGUAUAGAUUAAGAUACAGUAGAUAGUAUAGAAUACAGUAUAUACAUAUGAGAUGAGUAAUGCAAGAUAUGUAAACAUUAUUAAAGUGACAUUAUUAAAAGUGA
Molecule: messenger RNA, 2144 nt
Organism: Oncorhynchus nerka (sockeye salmon)
Lineage: Eukaryota; Metazoa; Chordata; Actinopteri; Salmoniformes; Salmonidae
Product: GTPase IMAP family member 4-like
Exons: 3
Coding region: 190-1185 (331 amino acids)
Molecular function (GO): GTP binding
Source: RefSeq, a predicted model, not a curated record